AUGCGCCGGCACAGCGGUCCAGCAAUCGGGUCCCUCCCCAUAGAGGUGCUGGUCCAGAUCUUCGUGUUCUAUAGGGACUACCAGCGACCUACUAUGCUGGGAAUGUCACCGUCGUGGCAGGAUCUCAUGCUCGUGUGCCGUUUCUGGCGCGAGCUGAUAAUAUCCACCCCCCUCCUGUGGCAGAGGUCCCACUGGUGUACAAGGGCAAGCCUGGAGUCGCUCGCCCUCGCCCUCAUGCGUUCGCGCCAAGUGCCCCUCGAACUCUUCUUCUACAACCUCGACAUGGCUGAAAAGGCCAUACCAAUGCUCCUCCCGCAUGUCUCACGUUUGCGGGCGCUUCAUCUUCCUCCCUUCGAUGAAAACAUCCGGCGCACCUCCACACGCUCUCAUCCUCGCAACAUCUCAUGCCAAUGGUUUCUCCCCCUCCUCACUUCCGGGACGCCUCUCAGACUGCUGAAAGAGCUGGUCAUACCUAGGAAGGCACAACGCCUCGAGCACACCGUUCAACGCGUCCCGAUGGAUAUCACGGAAUCGUCCCUGCCAUCGUUGCGCAUUCUUCGUAUCACAUGUGCCUCGUUUGCCUGGGAUGUCAGAGCAGUCUCGAGACUGACGUGCCUAGACCUGCGCGGAUGCGUCCACGACGGCCCACGGAUGUCUUCCGACGGUUUCCUCGACGUCCUCGAGAGCUGCCACGCCCUUGAGGAACUCCGCCUUCUGAACCACUUCGUCUCCAGCACGCUCCUACCCAAUCCCACCGGGCGUACCGCCGACCGUGAGGUCGAGAUGCCCAAGCUCCGCAAGUUGUUCCUUGCCGACGAGUCCGGAGUAAUAUCGGGGUUCCUAUCGUCCCUCAAACUCCGGAAGAACAUAUCAAUCUCUGUCUGUGGAUCGACGAUGCUGAACCCAAGAGCGACCCACGGUGCUUUCCAAGCUCUGCUGCCCCGGCCCUUCCAUCUGAAGCGCCUCUUCCCCACGGCUGCCCCUCUUCGCUGCAAGAUCGACACCCAGAGUGACGGCAAGGCGCAGAUUCAUAUCCGCUUCGGUAGAGCCCGCAACCCGGCUGACAUCCAAGCUGAUGACUUCGAGGAAGACCCCUUCGAUGCCAACGCGAGCAAUACGACCGUGGCCGGGUUGACGCUGCAGCUCGAAACACACUCGCCGGCCUUCGGGGACUGGCAGCCCUACCUGGGGGUAGCGAUAAAGGAUUUUAACACCCUCUUCUGCGGAUCCCAGCGCGACUUUCCGGUGAAGGCUCUGGAUAUCCAGGGAGACCUCACGGACCGAGGAGUGCUCUCCUACUCCGAUUGGGAAGCCCUGCUGUGGCGGUUGCCAUCGCUCACCAGGCUUCAGGUCAGCAGUGCUGGAUCGUCCACCUCACUCAUCCCGGCUCUCGAAACAAUCUCUCGCAGGAUGGAUCUCAUCUGUCCCAAGCUCAAGAUCCUGUCCAUCUGCGAUGCAGAAUGCCGAGUCACCAGGGACUCGGCGUAUCGCCUCAUCGGGCGCAUACGGCGGCAGCGGGCGUGGGAGAGCCCAUUCGACACAAUUCUGAGACGCCUCUCGUUCCAGUAUGAUGAAGAUAAUGACGACACAGAUUUGGAAGAAAACUGGGAGUUGUCCGAGGAGGAACGCAAACUGAAACGUCUGCGUUGCAUCACUGUGAAGUCAUGUUAUCCGAUGGAGAUAUUGGAGUCACGGGACCGGGACUUGGACAAUGAGCUUAGUGAUAGCGACAGUGAUAGGGGGUUGUUUGAGGAGAGUCGUCAAUGGGUUGAUCGUGAAGAGUAUGUUCUGCCUAUAUACGACCAGAGAGCGGCCUAUCACGAUGAAUUGGGGCUGAGGAGGAUCAUGAUGCAACAGUACUAG
This is a messenger RNA of Trametes versicolor FP-101664 SS1, 1863 nucleotides long. RefSeq lists its product as uncharacterized. The record is from RefSeq and is a predicted model, not a curated record. The coding region runs from base 1 to 1863 and encodes 620 amino acids. Gene Ontology annotation, molecular function: protein binding. The transcript has a single exon. NCBI's taxonomy places the organism in Eukaryota, Fungi, Basidiomycota, Agaricomycetes, Polyporales, Polyporaceae.